AUGGCGGGGAAUCAGUGGCUAAGAUGUGUGCUGGUCCUGGCCCUGGCGGUAUUUGGGGUCCAAGGUAUCAGUCUUGAUAUCAGCAGCGAGGAUUCGAUCAAAAAUGCAGCAUCAAUCGCCGCCUACGGCAUGAUGAAGCACUACAAAGGAAACGAGUCCGGCGAAAUCCCGGGCAAGAUCCCCAACACUUGGUGGGAAGGUGGCGCCAUGUUCAUGACACUCAUGCAAUACUAUCACUACACGGGGGAUUCCACCUACAACAAGGAAGUCAUCCAGGGCAUGCAGUGGCAGGCGGGCGAUUGUGACUACAUGCCGGCGAACUGGAGUAGCUACAUUGGAAAUGACGAUCAAAUGUUCUGGGGCUUGGCCGCUAUGACUGGUGCUGAACUGAACUUUCCCGACUCUAGCGAUGGGUACUCCUGGCUUUCUCUAGCACAGGGUGUUUUCAACACCCAGGUCGCCCGCUGGGAUAAUUCUACCUGCAACGGGGGUAUGCGGUGGCAGAUUUAUACCUACGAAUCCGGUUAUACCAUGAAGAACGCCAUUUCCAACGGUGGUCUGUUUCAAUUAUCGGCUCGUCUGGCGCGCUAUACUAGCAACCAGACCUACUAUGACUGGGCAGAGCGCAUCUGGGACUGGUCGGUCACGACGCCACUGUUGAGCAACUCAACCUGGAACGUCGCAGACUCGACGUCAACCACAAACGACUGCAGCACCCAGGGCGAUAACCAGUGGAGCUAUAACUACGGCGCCUACCUAGGAGGAGCCGCAUACAUGUACAAUUACACCAACGGUACCAGCACCAAAUGGAUGAACGCUGUCGAUGGCCUGUUGAAUCGCACCUUGAACAAGUUCUUCCCCGCAAGCCACGGCGGUGAAAUCCUGACGGAGAUUCUAUGCGAACCGACCGAGGUGUGCAACGACAACGAAAUCAUCUUCAAGGGCCUGGUGUCUGCCUGGCUCGCCUACACAGCCUUACUGGUUCCAUCCACCUACGAUAGAAUCCUGCCCAAGCUGCAGGGAUCUGCCCAGGGCGCUGCCGCAACUUGCACCGGUUAUGGUAACAAUACCUGCGGUGUGCGAUGGUGGAACAGUACUUGGGAUGGCUGGAGCGGUCUCGAGGAACAGAUGAGCGUUACCAGCGUCUUCUCGUCGAAUAUGAUCGCCUUCUCCAACUCCUCGGCUGCACCGUUGACCUCCAGCACGGGAGGCAACAGCACCAGCAAUCCAUCGGCCGGAACCGAUGACAGCUCCGAUGACAAGACGAUCCUCAGCACGAUUACCACGGGAGACCGUGCGGGAGCGGGCAUCGUGACAGUUGUUUUUGCUGGAGGAUGGGUAGGGUUGAUGGCAUGGUUGAUGCUCGGUUAA
Molecule: messenger RNA, 1371 nt
Organism: Aspergillus niger
Lineage: Eukaryota; Fungi; Ascomycota; Eurotiomycetes; Eurotiales; Aspergillaceae
Exons: 4
Coding region: 1-1371 (456 amino acids)
Biological process (GO): fungal-type cell wall biogenesis; carbohydrate catabolic process
Molecular function (GO): mannan endo-1,6-alpha-mannosidase activity
Source: RefSeq, a predicted model, not a curated record